Molecule: messenger RNA, 1916 nt
Organism: Oryza brachyantha (malo sina)
Lineage: Eukaryota; Viridiplantae; Streptophyta; Magnoliopsida; Poales; Poaceae
Product: protection of telomeres protein 1b-like
Exons: 10
Coding region: 46-1524 (492 amino acids)
Biological process (GO): telomere capping; regulation of telomere maintenance via telomerase
Cellular component (GO): chromosome, telomeric region; nuclear telomere cap complex
Molecular function (GO): G-rich strand telomeric DNA binding; telomerase inhibitor activity
Source: RefSeq, a predicted model, not a curated record
CACACUGCUCACUUCGCCCUAAUCAGUAAUCACACAAGCGGGGCUAUGGAAGAGGCAGCGGCGUCGGAGCGGAAGCGGCCUCGUGGCGGCGGCAUGGAUCCAUCGACGGCGGCAGCCCCACCGUCGACGUCAGCGGCGGCGGCGGCGGCCGGGGAGGCGCAGUACGUGUACCUGCCCGUCGCCGACGCGCUGAAGGCCCCGGGGGCGCGGGUCUGCCUCUUCGCCGCCGUCUCCGAGAUCGGCGCGGCCGUCCGCAGCCGCGGCACCGAUUUCACUCUUACAUUGAGGAUUGUGGAUCAAUCACGUGCGUCUGGAAUCUCUGUGACCUUCUUUGCUGAUAACACUGCAUUACUGCCCUGUGUUAGGUCAAGUGGAGAUGUGAUCAGUCUCCAUAAUGUUGUGAUAACAAUGCAUCAUGGAGAAUUUUUUGUCACAUAUAACAAAAAAUUUUCUUCAUUUGCACUAUUCGAAGGGAAAGUAUCUACAGAAUGCAGACCCUAUCAGCGUUAUAUGAAAUACCAUGGAAACAAAUAUGACAAUGAAAUUUUGACUCAGAUGAGAAUGUGGCUUGUACAUAAUCCUCCGGGUCUUAAAGAUCUUGAGCUGCAGUUAAGGACUAUAAAGUCUGAUUCUACUUUUGAUCUAGUAUGCAAGGUUCUAGAUGUUCAUGAGGCUUCCAAUGGCGUAUGGAUUUUGUAUGUUUGGGAUGGAACUGAUACACCUGUGACUGAGCUACCGAUGAUUUUUGACACUAAAUCAGUCUCUCCACCACCUCUACAUCUUGAAGGAGCACCUCUGCCAAGGGAGGUUUUGUGCACAUUGCCUUGUGUUGGGAGUGUACUGAGGGUUUUCUCAAACAGGUUUUUCAAGGAAAUACUGCACUUGCAAAAGGGUAUUUAUUGGGCCAGGUUCUGUAAUAUUACAUGCAAGCAAGAGUUUGGCAUGUGGAAAGGGGUUCUACUGCCUUCUAGUAGAGUGCGCCUUUUAUCCAAUGAAGAUGGCAACGUUGUUGAUCGUCUGAAGCUGUUCGACAGUCGCAUUGCCAGCCAAAUUCAUCGCCAGCCAAUGGCAAGCCUCCCCAGUGCUUCUGAUAUUGCUGAUGUAGAAUACGAGAGAGUGGGUUACACGACAUUAAUGGAGUCUCUCACCCAUGGAGAGGUGACGCACAAAUUCAAAACCUUGGUUCGAGUUGUGGCAGCACAUCCACGUCGAGCCAGUGACCUUUGUUCAUUGUUGGCUGGUAACUGUUGUCUAAGGUUGACUCUUGAGGAUCCUACGGCAAGAAUUCAUGCGUACAUCCACAAGGACGAUGGGGCCAAAUUUUUCGGUGGUUUCCUGACGGCGGAAGCUCUGACCAGAAAGAUGAACAAGCUUCUGGGUAUCCCAGAAGAUACUGAGGAAGGUGCUCCACUGACUAGAAACCCACCGUGGAUAUGGUGUUGCUUGAAGUCUUACCGUCUGGACAAGAACGACCCCUGGGGCACCAGAAGAUACCGGGUCUUUGGCACUGAGAUUAGGGACUGAAUAGGGAAGAAAGGGUGAUCCAAAGAUUUGGAGUUCCUUGGAAAUGACCGUGCUGUGCAUAUCAUUCCCAUUUUUCUUGUGCUACUGACGUGCAAAGAUCCCAGUUAGGAAGAACCAUUGGCUUGCAGUACUAUCUUUUGAUGAAAUGGAAGGCUCGGAGCAGCCCUUCGAUUAGUGUGUAUUGCCUGGAAUCACUUCUUGUAGGCUGUAAGCAUUACGAAUGGGUGCGGGUCACUACUACGGAUACUCAUUGAUUUACUCUGUUCCGUUCAAAUGAAUGUAUAUUUUAGUUGAUUUUAUUGGACUAAAGUGGGUCAACUUGCAUUAUGAACGGGUGCGGGACACUACGGGUAUUCAUUGAUUUCCUCUAAUUCGUUCAAAUGAAUGUAAUC